Neodiprion fabricii is the source of this 6321-nucleotide messenger RNA. RefSeq names its product ankyrin repeat and BTB/POZ domain-containing protein BTBD11. The record is from RefSeq and is a predicted model, not a curated record. Bases 972 to 4793 code for a protein of 1273 amino acids. Gene Ontology annotation, molecular function: protein heterodimerization activity. Lineage: Eukaryota; Metazoa; Arthropoda; Insecta; Hymenoptera; Diprionidae. The transcript is spliced from 14 exons.
UCUAAGAUAUUUUUCUAUUGUAUGACAAACAUACUCUGACUUAUCCACUGCUUUCGUGAUACUAACUACAGAUACCUCGAACACUUCCGUUACCGAUGAGAUGGCGCCAGCAGUGGAAUCCAAAGCCGUUGUAUCGUGGCCAUGGACCGAAGUGAGAUGCUGCGAAAGGGACCCUCUGUUGUGGGCAUUGGCAUGUACAGCCGCGAGAGUCGAUCGAGCAAUGCGCAUCGAUAAGCCUCUGGAUUUAUCUUCGAAGACAGUGUUCGAAGCGACUUUGUUGGUGCGGGAUCUACCGAUGCGCGUGAACAUGAGUCGAGCCGAGUUUUACUGGGAUAACGAAAGGAAGAGAGAUAACAGUGUUGGAAGUAUUGUGAAUUAAUAAAUCGAGGUGACCAAGAUAACGUAAACGAAAUAACAAAACUAAACGAAACGAAGGAUUGCUUCCUCGCGGAUGAUAAAUAAAUGUCGAAAUACGUAUUCAACGAAUGAAAACAAAGAUGUGCUCUCUCGGCGCGCGACGCUUGUUAUAAGGUUUAAGUUAUGUGAAAGUUUUCUACCGUGCUCAACGCGUACUCACACAUCUUAAUGUAGUUUUUACAUUUUACACCCAGUACCUUACGUGCAUAUUAUGAAAAAGUUUCGUGUUGUGAUAAACGUACACCAUGCCGUUGUACUGACUCUUCAUCUCGUGAUCGUGGAGUAUUGUUUUGGUUGAAAAAAAACAAUGAGUUGAUUUAAUAAUCGGCUCAUUAUUUUCUAAUCCACAUUUCGUCUACUCUCAAUCCGCGUGCGGAUACGUGUAAUAUGAGGGCAGUGAACAACGUGGAAGAAGGAAAAAUGUUUCACUCUCUUCCAGCACCCUGAUGUAAAGCAUGAAGAUUCCUGGACUCCAGAUCCCGGGAUUCGUUCGGCUCCUCCAGUUGGUCGUCAAGUAGCUGCCCCAGGUAGUUAAUUUGGAAAUAUCAGCCGGAAUGGAGCUGGCCGGGCAGCAGCCGUUGUUCCUCGGGCCAAGCGGCGUCGUGGCCGCCGGUUCCGGGCCCGGAGGAGUCGUCGUCGCGCCCCGGCAAAGUUCGCCGAUGAUCCAGGGCGUCGGAUCCGGAGGCAGCGUCAUCGGCGUUCCCGUCGAGCAUUACGGAGCUCCGCUGGGUCUCGCAGCCUGCAUAUCGGAGUCCGGACACGAAAUACUCCGGCCAAAGCCCCGACGACCCGCUGGGGGCGGAGGCAGGGAAUUUUACACUGCUCCCUACGCGAAGGAAUCGCCAGACUCUCCUCAGCAAACGGGGACGCACAAUAUGGUCCACAUGGUUGCCGAACGAGACACAGACAGCGUGGCACCGACGCCGACGCCCCAUCAUCCCCAUCACUCCCAGCACCAUCAUCUCAGCCUGCAUGAACUCCGCGGUCUUCAGCGGGGACCAGAAUGCACGGGCAACAGUUCUUCGGAUGAGAAUCGGUCCUCUGGACAUGCGAGCAUGUCGGACACCGGAGGUCACACUAGCAGCAGUUCGCCCCCUCAUCGUCACCACAGAGUUCACAGUCCACAAGCGUUGAAGGUUGUUCCAGAAGAUGACCGUUUGUCAGCAUCGGUAACCCAGCGUAACGCCAGGAUGAGAUCGGGACAAAAUCGUAAUCGGCACAGAGCUACUCCGGCAAAGCUACAGGUGCCGUGGUCAGGAUCCGGACUGGAGGACAUAAAGCUGGCUAUUCAGCAGCUGACGAUGCGUUCUCACACCUCGACCUCGACGUACUCGUCGUUGAGCGGUUCCGAGAGUUCGGAGCCUGCGGUAAGACGGCUUAUGCGUCACUCAAGCCUCGAGACGAUCAACACCAACGUUACCAGUGCCGACGAAUUCGUGUGGGUCGACUCGCACAACAGGCUUGUCGAGCUGCAGCAGCUUCCUUGGACCCAUCACGACGUCCUCAGGGUCCUGCAGAACGGACGUACCAGGGAACACAUGGAGCGUGUAUCCAUGGAAACAAUACCGCGAUUAUCGUACCUGCUUCAAAGGGCUCUCGUAAGAGUCGGCAGGGAGACUCAGAGGCUUGCCAAACCUCUCGGUCUUUGCAGCAAGCACGAAAUUUACAGCGCCUUCAAAAUUGUGCUUUGUCCAGCCUUGGCUGAUUCUUGUACAAAGGCUUGCCUGCGAGCAGCAGCCAUGUUCGCUGUGUCUGGGGACCAGCUGAAACAAUCAAAAGGUUCGCGAGCAGGCCUGCAACUACCGGUCGGCCGUUUUAUCAGAUGGAUGACAGACGUGAAAUUAGGAAAAAUGGUUCACGAGUACGCAGCUGUGUAUUUGGCUGCUGGUGUGGAAAAUCUUUUAGAAGAGAUUUUGCUCCAGUGCAUUCCGACGGAGCCUCACGCAACCUUGACCGCUACUAUGCUGGAACACGCGAUAGCGAACAACGGUGACUUGUGGGGGCUACUGCAGCCUUACGCGCACUUGAAUGCGGGCCGAAUCGCGUCUGGCGCACUCGCGAUGCCUCGAUGGGCCAGCGUCAGUUCUCUCGGUUCAAACUCAUCCUCACGCAGCGGGCGAGAGGCUGCCGGUUCCACCCUUGAACCUUCGCUGCUGACGACUUGCGUAGGCUCCAUACCUGAGCUUACCGAUCUAAUAUCCAAAGUAGCCCAGUCCGGGCGUUGCCCGGUCCCAUUGACGCCCAGGGCCCUGAACGCGCUCUUUUACUACAUGAGAUGCUCUCAGCUAGAGCACGGUGAAAGAGGUACGGGUAUCCAGGAACUCGCCUAUGAGCGAGCGUACGUCGUUCUUCCACCGCUAGUCGAGUGGUUGAGGGUGGCUACAGCCCAUGCCGAGCAUCGGCACGGGAGUAUUUUGGACGAUGAUGACAUUGGCCAGGCAGCCAGGCUGCUUUUACCCGGUGUAGAUUGUCCGGUUAGACAGAUUUGUUCGGAAGAAGUCACUCUCUGCUCAGGGCGGAUAGACGAUGCCGAAUGCACGCGACGUCUGACGAUGGAAAUGGCCUUUAAAAUGCUGACGAGUUCGCGACCGGAAUUAAUAUCUCAAGCAAUCCCUCUGCUCCCAUCGACGAAACUGAAUACAGUUAACGACAAUGGUUAUACCGCUCUGAUGCUGGCCUGUAUAAACGGCGACGAGUGCGCGGUUGUUGCAUUGCUCGAUGCCGGGGCCGAUUUGAACGUCGAGAGUCCCGCUCCGUUGUCGAGCCAAGUCGCGGGAAGUCCAGCCAAAAAUGUGCUGGUUUCAGGGGGGCCGAAAAAUUCUCCAUCUCCAAAAAAUUUGGGAGGACACCUCUUCGCAGCCUCGACAAAAAGCGCCAACAAUCUAAAUAUAUCGAAUUCAUCGGGCAGCACCGGCUCCAACGUCUGCUGUGUUCAGAACGGAUUCAAUGCAGAAACGCAGCAUUGGACCGCCCUCACGUACACAGCUUUGCUGGGUAAUUGCACGAUAGCAAGAAUGUUGCUCGAAAGAGGCGCCGCUGUUGAAGGAGGUGCUAAACUGAGCGAGGAUAAGUGCACUGUUACGCCUCUCCAAGUGGCUACUGCUGCCGGUAAUCAUGAAAUGGUUGCACUGCUCCUUGCUCAUGGCGCGCAACCGUUUUUAUCCACUUUGAUAAAGGAUACAUUCUGCUAUUCUGGUUCGGCACAAAGAGGGUGUUACAGCGCCGUAUCGGUGGCAGCGGCACAUGGCCAGAGAGCCACACUGAAUCAGCUGUUAUUCCAUCCGUUAACUACUUCUUCAAGACGUAGUGAGAAGGAAGUUUUAUCCCUAGAAGAGAUUCUUGCCGAAGGAAACGCCGGUGUUCAACAACACACGGCUGAAGGACAAGGAGAAAGAAAUCGAGAUGCGAAUGGUCCCGCCUUUAGUAAAUCACAAAUUAAGAUGCUGCAGGAAGCCAUGUAUCAUAGCGUCGAGAGUAAUCACCUAGCUAUAACGAUGGAUCUACGUAGUCUCGGAAUAGGCUGGACCCUUCAUUGCUGGAUGCACACUUUAUCUACCGCACACGAAAUGCGACUGGAAUCUGUUAUAGACCAACUGCUUCAAGACUUUCUUCAAGUCUGCCCUGAAGAUUAUUCGACACAAUUUGGUCAGGAGUGUCUUCCACUUUUGUUUAACAUUUUUAGGUACAGCAAGAAAGAAGCAACGACUCUUCUACUAGCUGAUAUAUUCAGCAGUUGCUUUGGAUGGGAGCCGAUUAAGCCGAUAAGAGAUACCACGUUGUCAAGCGGUUCUCGAAUUGAUCCGAAAUUCGUGAAUAACCCGGAGUUGAGCGACGUUCAGUUCAGAGUUGAAGGGAGAGUAUUUUAUGGGCAUAAAAUAGUCCUCGUCACUUCUUCGCCACGGUUUAGAAACAUGCUCAGUUCAAAAUUGUGCGAAGGGAAUCCACCGAUUGUGCAGAUAAAUGAUAUUCGGUAUCAUAUCUUUCAGAUGGUUAUGGAAUUUUUGUAUCACGGGGGUUGCGCGACAUUGGAAGUCAGUCAAAGUGACGUCUUGGAACUUAUGGCUGCUGCGAAUUUUUUCCAACUAGACGGCUUAUUGAGAUAUUGCGAAGCUCAAUGCUCCGCGAUGAUUAACCAGAACAAUAUAGUCUCCAUGUACAUUCACGCUAAGGUUUACAAUGCAGCUCAGUUAUUGGAAUACUGUCAAGGAUUUUUACUGCAAAAUUUGAUGGCUCUUUUAUCGUAUGAUGACUCUGUGAAACGACUUUUGUUCGCUAAAAAAUUGCCGAAUCACGACGUGCUUGCAGGUCUGCUGCUCACUCUGCAGGCGCGAAUAAAAGCGAGAAAACCUCAACAGCCGACCAAUCUUAACGCUUAGUUGCGCAUUGAAUGAAUCGUUCCACAAUAGUUAUGCCUUGAGCAAACUAUAGAAGCCAGGCAACUCUUCAACUACACGAUGGUUACGCAUGUACUCCGGACCUUUGCCAAAUAUUUCAAUCAUUAUCCAGUGUAGGUGUAAACAAUGCCGUAUCCUUGUAAUGACUGAACUCUACGUACUCUCUGACCUUACACCAUCCUUAUCUCGAAUUUUGAAGCUGAUAAAAUUGAAGCGCCACUUUACCGUCGCUAGGAAAAUGGAACCGUUGACUGCAUUGAAUACAUGACUGCUCCAUUAUUUAAUACUGAUUAGAACUGUAUAUUUUUAUUUUUUUUUUUAUAACAAUCAAAUUUAUUUAUAUACUUAUGUAUAAAUUUAUGUUGUAAAAACUUUUCUUGCCUUAGGUCGUAGUUUGUAUUGUACUUCAUUUACAUAUAUAGGUUAUAGGUUGUAGGAAUCGUUUUGUGAUACACGGCAUUUGAUAUUCGGUGUUUACUUUUUUCCUGUUGAAUUAAAUUUUGUUUCAUACUUUUGCCAGAUUAAUAUGAUACUGAAGAUAUAAAUCAUUCGACAAAAACUCGACAUAAACAGAUUGAUCGAUUUAGUUUUUUUGCUAUCAUUUUCCAUGCCGCAUAUGAACUUUGUGUACAGAUAAAGUAUUUUGAAAACUUUGUUCACUGCAAAGCAAAUAUGUGAAAUUAAUAUUUAUAGUGUUAAUUUUCUAUUUCUUUUUUUCUCAAGUACUAUCCUAUAUAGUAUGGCAUAAAAGAUGUUCAAUAAUAAAUACGUAUUUAAUAUCACAUAUCGUUUUAAUAUUAGUAAUAGAAUAAUUACAUUUUCGUGAUCCAUAUUUAAGAGUACAGAUUAACAUUUGACUAAAAUCAGUAACAUAGUGUUAUAAUUAUGAUAAUAAUUAGUUGUAUAUACAGCUGUGGUAAAAAAUGGUAAUGAUAGUGCUUUAGGGAUCUCUCAGGAUGUGUGUGGAAUGCCUACAAUUAUUAUUUAUUACAAUAAGAAUGGUUCAGGCUGUGAUAAAAUGGCUGUCUCAAUCUGUAGAAAAUUUCCAAUCAUAAAUAUCAUGCCUUGAAAAUAAUGUUCGUUAAAAACGAAGUAAUCCCCAUUAGCAUGGUAUACGUUGGUUUUUAAAUUUGCACUAGACAGAUUUCAUACAAUUUGCACAAAAUCGCAUCAUUAUUUCAUUAACAUUUUUCUUAUUUUUUGAGUAAACUAAACAAACGUAGAACACUGGUCUUUAUUCUAAUCUUCUACCGUAAGAGAUAUAAUAGAACAGUGUAUAUUAGAAUGCGUAGGAAAAAAUUUUUUUUCUCGCCGGGCCCAAACGAAAAACGUUCGUUUUUAACAUAACAUGAAGCCCUGUGAAACAAGCUUACGUCUUCGUUGAUAAUUUUGUACGUGUUAAUCCAUUCAAAUAUAUAAAACUCGUAAGAGCGACCACUCAGGCUUUAGCUACAACGCCCUGCUUUCACAGCGCCACAUCUUAUGUUAAGCAUAAACGCUUUUCGUUCGG